Molecule: messenger RNA, 3137 nt
Organism: Mesoplodon densirostris (Blainville's beaked whale)
Lineage: Eukaryota; Metazoa; Chordata; Mammalia; Artiodactyla; Ziphiidae
Gene: TRAF3
Product: TNF receptor associated factor 3
Exons: 13
Coding region: 511-2217 (568 amino acids)
Biological process (GO): innate immune response; regulation of canonical NF-kappaB signal transduction; tumor necrosis factor-mediated signaling pathway
Cellular component (GO): plasma membrane signaling receptor complex
Molecular function (GO): tumor necrosis factor receptor binding; zinc ion binding
Source: RefSeq, a predicted model, not a curated record
GCCGGCGGGGAUUUCCAGCGCGCGAGAGGAAGUGCCUGAGAGAGGGAGCGUGAGGGCGAGGGAGCGCGGCGCGGCGCGGCCGCCGCGUGCGCGAGCCGGGUUGCAGCCCAGCAGGGACUUUCCAGCCGGCGGCGGCGGCGGCCGCCGGCCCUUCCCCGCCCCCCGACAUGGGGCUGCCCGGGGAGCAGGACGCUGCGGACCGCGGCGGAGGACGCGCCCAGCGCCCCUGAGCCGGCCGAGCGGCGCGGACGCGGGUAGGGGACUCCACUACAUUAUCUGAAGAAGGAUAAGGUUGACGCUGCUUUGCUUUUUCUUUAUUGAAAUCUCUUCCUGCCUGAUCAAGCUUAGUUACAUCUUCUUACAGCAUAUGACACACAGGCUCGUUCUCCAGCCAGCAGCUUAGCUCAGGAGUGGGCCGUGCGUGGGCCAGGAUGCGGGACACUGAGCAGGACUGUGAGAGGCCCUGGGGCCCGCUGCAGAGCUACCCACGUCAGCACCUCACAUUCCAGGAUGGAGCCGAGUAAAAAGCUGGACGCAGCCGGCACCCUGCCAGCCAACCCCCCGCUGAAGCUGCACCCCGAGCGCGGCGCCGGGCCUGCCGUCCUGGUCCCCGAGCAGGGGGGCUACAAGGAGCGCUUCGUGAAGGCCGUGGAGGACAAGUACAAGUGCGAGAAGUGCCGCCUGGUGCUGUGCAACCCCAAGCAGACCGAGUGCGGACACCGCUUCUGCGAGACCUGCAUGGGCGCCCUGCUCAGCUCCUCCAGCCCGAAAUGCACUGCCUGUCGAGAAGGCAUCAGCAAAGACAAGGUGUUUAAGGAUAAUUGCUGCAAGAGAGAGAUUCUGGCCCUUCAGAUAUACUGUAGAAACGAAGGCAGAGGCUGUGUAGAGCAGUUAGCACUGGGGCACCUGCUGGUGCAUUUGAAGAAUGAUUGCCAGUUUGAGGAACUUUUGUGUGUCCGUGCCGACUGCAAAGAGAAAGUACUGAGGAAGGACCUGCGUGACCACGUGGACAAGGCCUGUAAAUACCGUGAGGCCACGUGCAGCCACUGCAAAAGCCAGGUCCCGAUGAUCACGUUGCAGAAACACGAAGACACGGAGUGUCCCUGCGUGGUGGUGUCCUGCCCUCAUAAGUGCAGUGUCCAGACCCUUCUGAGGAGCGAGUUGAGUGCACACUUGUCAGAGUGUGUCAAUGCCCCCAGCACCUGUAGCUUUAAGCGCUAUGGCUGCGUGUUUCAGGGGACAAACCAGCAGAUUAAGGCCCACGAGGCCAGCUCCGCGGUGCAGCAUGUCAACUUACUCAAAGAAUGGAGCAACUCUCUAGAGAAAAAGGUUUCCUUGCUACAGAAUGAAAGUGUAGAAAAAAACAAGAGCAUACAGAGUUUGCACAACCAGAUAUGUAGCUUUGAAAUUGAAAUUGAGAGACAAAAGGAAAUGCUUCGAAAUAAUGAAUCCAAAAUACUUCAUUUACAGCGAGUAAUAGACAGCCAAGCAGAGAAGCUGAAGGAGCUCGACAAAGAGAUCCGCCCCUUCCGGCAGAGCUGGGAGGAGGCAGGGAGCAUGAAGAGCAGCGUGGAGUCCCUGCAGAGCCGGGUGACCGAGCUGGAGAGCGUGGACAAGAGCGCGGGGCAGGCGGCUCGGAACACAGGCUUGCUGGAGUCCCAGCUGAGCCGGCACGACCAGAUGCUGAGUGUCCACGACAUCCGCCUGGCCGACAUGGACCUGCGGUUCCAGGUCCUGGAGACCGCCAGCUACAACGGCGUGCUGAUCUGGAAGAUCCGGGACUACAAGCGGCGGAAGCAGGAGGCUGUCAUGGGGAAGACCCUGUCCCUCUACAGCCAGCCUUUCUACACCGGCUAUUUCGGCUACAAGAUGUGCGCCAGGGUCUACCUGAACGGGGACGGCAUGGGCAAGGGGACGCACCUGUCUCUGUUUUUUGUCAUCAUGCGUGGAGAAUACGACGCUCUGCUUCCCUGGCCGUUCAAGCAAAAGGUGACGCUCAUGCUGAUGGACCAGGGGUCCUCCCGGCGACACUUGGGGGACGCUUUCAAGCCGGACCCCAACAGCAGCAGCUUCAAGAAGCCCACCGGCGAGAUGAACAUCGCUUCCGGCUGCCCAGUCUUCGUGGCCCAGACUGUGCUGGAAAACGGGACGUACAUUAAAGAUGAUACCAUUUUUAUCAAAGUCAUAGUGGAUACUUCGGACCUGCCAGACCCCUGACGAGUCUCUGGGGAGGCGGAUUGAGCAGAAGGCACCUCCUCCGGGGGGUUUGAACCGGCCGUCUCCACCGAGGUCCUCACGCCCAGAAAAGGACCUUGUGGAACGGAGGAAGCGGCAGGUGGUGGCCGCGGGCCGGCGGGAGGAGCCACGCGUCAGGACACACACACCACGUUUUCUAAUAGACUAGCAACCCUUCACUUGGAAGAAUUAUUUAUCCUUCGACGAGAGAAAUACUGCUGUCAGAGAAGGUUUUCGUUUUCAUUUUUAAAGAUCUAGUUAAUUAAGGUGGAAAACAUAUAUGCUAAAGAAAAGAACCAUGAUUUUUCUUCCUUAAACACCAAAAAAAGAAAACACACACACACACACACACACACACACACACACACACACACACACACACACACACACACACACACACACACACACACACACACACACACACACACACACACACACACACACACACACACACACCUGGGGAUAGCUGGACAUGUCAGCAUGUUAAGUAAAAGGAGAAUUUAUGAAAUCAUAAUGCAGUUCUGCUAUAUUCAUUCUAAGAUUUAAGAGUGCAGUCCUGUUUCACACAUAGCCCGUUGUCUGUUUUAAGGCCUCAUCUGGUCUCUGCUUCAAUACUCUGUCAGAAGACCCUGAAGUGCGCCUAGGUCUUUUUUGAAAGUCUCUAAAUUCAGAAUCGUUUUUUAAUUUAAAGUUCUAAGAUAAUUGUUACUGCAAACAUUUCAUUUUAAAACGUUGAUAGACUGAUAUUUCUUGGAAGAAAAUGUAAAAUAUCAAACACUGGUUAUCACUUGUGAUAGGAAAGAGAAUAUUCAAUCUGUUGUUAUUUCUCGUUAGAAAUGUAAACCUUCGAUAUCUGUCGUAGUUAAUGACACUACUUCAAAAUUACUAUGAAAGGAAAAUUG